Bipolaris victoriae FI3 is the source of this 342-nucleotide messenger RNA. RefSeq lists its product as hypothetical. The coding region runs from base 1 to 342 and encodes 113 amino acids. NCBI's taxonomy places the organism in Eukaryota, Fungi, Ascomycota, Dothideomycetes, Pleosporales, Pleosporaceae. The transcript has a single exon. The record is from RefSeq and is a predicted model, not a curated record.
AUGGCAUAUCAUGUAUUGUAUUUUUUUUCUCUGCUCUUGGCCCAUCUGGCUUCAAUGAGAUCUGAAUCGUUUGCAUCAUCUUGGCUUUUCUAUCAAAGCAUGCCAUGCAUUCGCUUUUACACGCAACAAUACAAGACUGUCUUUUGCUUGCGAAUUAAAUUUGCAUCAAAGUGGAAUACAUAUACGCUGUUAUCGUGUCUCCUGCCUCUCAGCACAACGCUUACAUCUCCGUCCCCGUCGCUCAAUCCUGCCAUUCACCACGAAGAUUUCAUUCCUCUUCCCCCCACCAACAAAACAAUCUCUAUACAUCUUGAAAAGCCCUACUACUAUCUUAUCCCCUAG